AUGCGUUUCCUCUUCCAUUUCCGAUGCAGUCUGGCUGCCGUCGCGGCUCUCGCCGAAGCUACCCGAUGGCCCAACGUCGUCUCGAUCACCGGCUCCACCUUUGGCGCGGGCUCUCUUCACGAGCAGACACAGUUGUUUCAAUGCGAUGAAGCCGGCACGCGCGUGAGCUGGCAAGGCGCGUGGUUCGCGUCGACGUACACGCGGGGCCUUGUCACUGUGGCCAUCAUGCCCAUCUUUGCGUACCUCAAGCUACCACCCAACGCAUCGCUUUUGCUAACGAAUGGGAGUGCGAACGUCGACCUCAAUACGUUCUUCGCGCCCGACACGGUCUUCAACGACGUGGCAGGACCGCGCACGUACCAAACGAUGCUCCGCCUUCUCUUGGACGCGCCGUGCAUGAACGCCAGCAGCAGCAACUAUGGGGUGCGGCUCGAUGCGUUUGUCCCGUCCGCGCAAGAAGACGUCAUUUUUGAAGCCAACGCGACGUCCGAGCGCCAAGACGUGUGCGGACGAGACCAGAGCGAGCACGUGACGUGCUCGUACAGUCCGUCGGCGCCGCGCCAGUCCAUGUACGCGUUCGGGCGGCCCGUGGCGCGUAUUAUUGUCAACCCUGGAUCGCAGUCGGCCGAGGGCUGCACGGGCUGGCUCUGGGGCUCGGCCGGGCACUUGAUCACGAACCACCACUGCAUUGGCUCGGAGGCAGACGCAUUGAACGCCCAGUUUCAGUUUGUUGCCGAGAGCUACCUCUGCAGUGGCAACCGCAAUGGCGUGUGCGCCGGUGUCACGGAAGCGAUCACGGCCACCUUGAUCUAUACGAAUGCAACGCUCGACUUUACGCUGGUGAAGCUUCGGGCCGACCUUCCGGCCAAGUACGGGUAUCUCCAAGCCGCUCCGAGUCCGGCGUCCGUGGGCAUGCGCGUGUACAUGCCGCAGCAUCCGCGCGGCGGAUGCAAACUCCUCUCGUACCUCAACGACGACGACCAAUUCACGACCAUCUCGAGCCUCGCGACGCCUGGCUGCGAUCGCAAAGGCGGCUACGCGUACAACGUGGACACGGACGGCGGGUCGUCCGGGUCGCCGGUUCUGAGCAAGGACACCAACACCGUUGUGGCGUUGCACUAUUGCGGCGCAACGGCCUGCCGAAACGCAGGUAUUCCGAUGCUAUGGAUCACGCAGGACCUCGGACGGCACAAUCUCUUGCCGCCCAACGGCAUCGCGAGCGGGGCGCCCCCUCUCGUGCCGCCGUUCAGCGACCCGACGGUGAGCCCGUAUGGCACCAACCUCCCCGGCGUGGAGUCGCCCUUUACAAAGCAGGCCGUCAUCGACGGCGUCAUCAUCCAAGUCGGGUCGUUCGCAAACGGAUGGGCUACGAAUGUCGACCACAUCACAUUUCAGCUGGCGACGCCCGGCGUUGUUGUUGUCGACGUCCUCUCGUUCGAACGGGAUGGCUACAAGCAGGCGUUUGCCGAUGUGAACGAUGACUGCCGCAUUGCGUAUCUGGACACGAUGAUCUACGUCUUCUCCAACGAUUCCACCGUGCAGUACACGCCCUAUGCCAACGAUGACGUCGACUCGGUGGAUCCGAAUGCGGGCAAGGCCGACGGCAGCAUCUCGCCGUACGACUCGUAUCUCGUGGCGGUGCUACCCGCCGGUGCGCACACGGUUGCGAUCGGCGCCACAAACCUCGGGCUUGCCGACGCGAGGCGCGGGCGUAAUGGCUACCCGUACACCCAGCUUCUGGGCUGCUCGGGCGUCGCCACAGAGACUGGCGACAGCGGCGCCUACCGCGUCACUCUCUCGGCGACCGUGCCCCUCACGAUUAAGCACUCGAAUGCCGCGCCAAAGAUGGCCGAGUGCGCCAUGGAAGGCGAGGCAGCGCUCAUUCGUCAAUGCGAAGCCAUUCUCGAUGCUUCGUACGAGAUGCACUGA
Saprolegnia parasitica CBS 223.65 is the source of this 1929-nucleotide messenger RNA. RefSeq lists its product as hypothetical. The transcript has 3 exons. Lineage: Eukaryota; Oomycota; Saprolegniomycetes; Saprolegniales; Saprolegniaceae. Bases 1 to 1929 code for a protein of 642 amino acids. The record is from RefSeq and is a predicted model, not a curated record.